AUGGCGAUCAACGACAGCGAAUCACCUCAAGCCUCAGCCAAGCCUGAGCAACCCAAAUAUGAUGAUCCUAAUGAUCCUCUCUACCUCCAUCACUCUGAUCAACCAGGGGUUGUUCUUGUCACACAACUCCUAAAUGACGAAAAUUAUCCAACCUGGAGUUGCUCCAUGCUCAUAGCGCUCAACACCAAAAACAAAGAAGGUUUCGUCGAUGGCACCCUCAAGAAGCCUCUACAUGGUUCUUCCACAACUCUCCAACAGUGGACACGUUGUAACAAUCUCGUCAAGAGUUGGCUCCUCAAUUCCAUCUCCCCAGAUAUUGGUGCUAGCAUCAUUAUAACGAUGUUGCGUCCGACAUAUGGAAUGAUCUGA
This is a messenger RNA of Prunus armeniaca (apricot), 369 nucleotides long. The record is from the annotation of a GenBank genome assembly. NCBI's taxonomy places the organism in Eukaryota, Viridiplantae, Streptophyta, Magnoliopsida, Rosales, Rosaceae.